This is a messenger RNA of Athalia rosae (coleseed sawfly), 944 nucleotides long. Its product is annotated as endocuticle structural glycoprotein SgAbd-2-like. The record is from RefSeq and is a predicted model, not a curated record. The coding region runs from base 219 to 578 and encodes 119 amino acids. The transcript is spliced from 2 exons. Gene Ontology annotation, cellular component: chitin-based extracellular matrix. NCBI's taxonomy places the organism in Eukaryota, Metazoa, Arthropoda, Insecta, Hymenoptera, Athaliidae. Gene Ontology annotation, molecular function: structural constituent of chitin-based larval cuticle.
UCGUUAUCUUGGCUUCCAUACCCAAAUUGACCAAUAAGUGAAAAGGCUCGUUUCCCAGCGGUAGUUAUUAAGCAGAGUACCAUAAACGCUGUUUAUUUUUACAUGAGGGGGUUCGAUUUUAGUAUAAAUGAGCGGUAAACUUCACUCCGGACAUCACAGCUCCAACAGCCCUCCAAAGAACAUCAACGGUUCUUCCGAAUACCAAGCAAAAGCUCAUCAUGAAAUUCAUAAUCGUCCUCGCUGCUCUGGCCGCCGUCGCCGUUGCUCGUCCCGAGGGUGGUGCGCCUGCCCCAGUAAUUCCUAUUUUGGAAUACUCUUUGACUCGUGACGACUUCGGUCAAUUCGCUUUGAGCUACCUCACCGGCGAUGGAACCAGAGUUACCGAACAGGGAGCUCUAGUCCCGAAUGCCGACAAUACCGGACAUGUUCUCGUCAAGCAAGGAACUCUCAGCUACUUCGCCCCCGAUGGAACUCCCAUCGACCUGACCUGGACUUCUGACGCCGAUGGUUUCAAGGCCAAGGGAGACCAUCUUCCCGUACCUCCAAAACCCAUCGACCCCGCACCGGAAAGUCUUUGAGUGAUGACUGAUUAAUUAUAGAAAUAUGUAUUUGUGCAUUUUGAACUGUUUUCGUUUCGUUUUAAAUUUCGAUCGGUGAGAGUCAUUGACAAUCGGGAAACGCUUCUUCGCUUUGAAAAAUCGGCUAUUCCGAUUCCUCCUGGAGCACCAGUUAUCUUUGGUUUCGCGUGUAUUUGGAAUCAGAAAUAGUCGAUUUUCUACUGAAAUUGAAGAAGAGGAAAGUCAAAAUAGACUUAUGAUCGUAAGUCAGCGAAAAUUAACCGAUUCUCAGAGAUUUUCUCCGAUCUAAAUUAAGAAAAUAGACCCAUCCAUACGAUCAGUGAUUGAAAACCGAUCAAAUUCUUGAAAAUACAAAUUGAACUUUAA